Messenger RNA from Penicillium alfredii, 1020 nucleotides. RefSeq lists its product as uncharacterized. The coding region runs from base 1 to 1020 and encodes 339 amino acids. Lineage: Eukaryota; Fungi; Ascomycota; Eurotiomycetes; Eurotiales; Aspergillaceae. Gene Ontology annotation, cellular component: cytoplasm. The transcript is spliced from 3 exons. The record is from RefSeq and is a predicted model, not a curated record.
AUGUCUGUCUCUCUUCGCACUCUUGGCCGUGAUGGCCCUCAAGUUAAUGCUGUAGGCCUUGGUCUCCUCAGUAUCGGCGGCGUGACCUACGGGCAAGCAGGCCCCCUCGAAGAGACGGUGGCCUUUCUAGAUCACGCCCAUUCCACUGGCCAACGAUUCUGGGAUACCGCCGACCGCUAUGGCAACAGUGAAGACAUUAUCGGCGAAUGGUUCAAGAGAUCUGGCAAGCGGAGCGACAUCUUCCUUGCUACCAAAUUCGGCCUUGUGCACGGUGCUGCAGGGUUAGAGAUUCGAUCUGACCCCGAGUAUAUCAAGGCCUCUUGCGAAAAGAGCUUGAAGAGACUCGGCAUUGACACCAUUGAUCUGUACUAUUGUCACCGCGUGGACGGGAAGACUCCCAUUGAAAAGACUAUUGAGACUAUGGUUGAACUGAAGAAAGAGGGGAAGAUCCGGUAUCUUGGAUUGUCCGAGUGCUCAGCUGCAACUCUGCGUCGCGCCCAUGCUGUUCACCCGAUCAGUGCAUACCAGGUAGAAUACAGUCCAUUUGCUCUGGAUAUCGAGGGUAAGACCACCGGCGUGCUUAACACCUGCCGCGAGUUGGGUAUUGCCGUUAUUGCGUACAGUCCAAUUGGGCGCGGUAUCUUGUCUGGUCGGUUCAAGUCACCUGGCGACUUUCCAGAGGGCGAUUUCCGCCGAGUCCUACCGAAGUAUUCCCAGGAAAACUUCCCUCGGAUCCUGGCUCUAGUAGAGGGAUUGCAGGGUAUUGCCAAGGCUCAUGACAGCACCACGGCCCAGGUUGCUCUCGCAUGGUUGCAGGCCCAGGGCCCAGACAUCAUUCCCAUUCCUGGAACCAAGUCGACCUCGCGGAUGGAUGAGAAUGCCGCUUCUAGUUUGCUCAAAUUGAGCGAUAAGGAGGUGCAGCAGGUUCGCGAGCUUGUUGAGCGCACCGAGAUCAUCGGCGAUCGUUACCCGGAAGCACUGAAGCGAUUAUUAUCUUUUGCCGACACCCCGGCAUUGUAA